UUGACGACUUCUUUCAUAUUAUGAUAAAAAGGAUGCAAUCAGAAAGUUGCGAAAUUUGACUCCGACAUCUCCUUUUUGAUUGUUAGGUUGGUGUGGGAAAUUCCCUUUUAACCGAGCGCAGGGUUUAGCUGUUGUUAUUUAUUGCUGGCUUAGAUUCACAAAAGAUAAUGGCUUCAAAAGAAGACGGUGUGUAUGUAUGUGGAAUAGGAUUUAACAAGUUUUCACAAAUUGAUUGCCAUUGUGACAUUAUAGUCAACAAACCAAUACGAUUUGAUGGGAAAAUUGUAUCUGUUAUGGCUGGAUCAAGAAAUGCAAUUAUACUGAAAAGAGAUGAUGGGACUUUGACAAUCAGAGGUUUCUGGAGUAACUGUCAAAGGUGUGAAAUAAACAUUUCAAAAAGAGGACAAUGUGCAACUUUAAAGGAAGAUGAAUUGUUUGUUGUAGAUUCUGAGGGGAUUCUUUAUAAAUAUUCCAAUGAAACAAAUGAAGAAGUUUGUAAUCAAAUGGCUUCACCACCGUCAAUAAAACAAAUAGAUUUGGUUGAAAAUUCAUCCACAUUGUUUGGUGUUACAGAAAGCGGUAACGUUUAUCGUUGGAAUGAAGACAAUAUACCAACUCAGAUUGUUUUAUUAACAAAAAUUUCACAAAUAAGCUGUGGCGUCAGCCAUGUACUUGCAUGCUCUGAAAGUGGAAAUGUUUACACAUGGGGAACAGGUAGCCGAGGACAAUUAGGGCAUAGUUCAUUAGAAGAUGCAGAAAACCCCAAGCUGAUUGAUAUGUUGUGCGGUGUUAACAUAAAAGCAGUUGCAGCUGGAGGUUGGCAUUCUUUAUCUCUUGCAGAAUCUGGUGAUAUUUACGCAUGGGGAUGGAAUGAAGUGGGACAGCUUGGAUUUCCAGCAACUACACUCACAGACUUUUCAGAAACGAAAUUAGAAGGAGAUAAGUCUGUUUCCAUGUUGAGCACACCUGCCUUGCUCGAACUAGAAAAGUAUCUGGGAUGUGAUGGGUACCUAACGUUAAUCGAUAUAUCAUGUGGAAGUCGACAUUCCGCAACAGUGACUUCAAAAGGCGCUGCAAUCACAUGGGGUUGGGCUAAAUAUGGACAACUUGGACAUUUGUGUUGUGUUUCGAAUUCUGAAAAGAACAAUUCUUUGACCUUUAUGGAAAAACGGAGUCGGAACAAUUUUGGUAACAGUUGUAAUGAAAAAGCACAUCUUCCGGGAUUUGUUGUGUUUCCAGACUCUAAUUGUUCGUCUGUUGCUUCCGUCCGCUGUUGUGCAUGGAGCACGUUUUUUAAAAUGCAUUGUGUCAGAAACAAUACUUCCUAAAUAUAUUUUUUCAUUGAUGUGC
Molecule: messenger RNA, 1350 nt
Organism: Styela clava
Lineage: Eukaryota; Metazoa; Chordata; Ascidiacea; Stolidobranchia; Styelidae
Product: serine/threonine-protein kinase Nek8-like
Source: RefSeq, a predicted model, not a curated record